Molecule: messenger RNA, 456 nt
Organism: Staurois parvus
Lineage: Eukaryota; Metazoa; Chordata; Amphibia; Anura; Ranidae
Source: the annotation of a GenBank genome assembly
UCACCUUUCUCUGUAUCCGCAGUCUCUGGUCAUCUCCUGUACUGUGUCCGCAGUCUCUGGUCAUCUCCUGUAUUGUGUCCGCAGUCUCUGGUCAUCUCCUGUACUGUGUCCGCAGUCUCUGGUCAUCUCCUGUACUAUGUCCGCAGUCUCUGGUCAUCUCCUGUACUAUGUCUUCAGUCUCUGGUCAUCUCCUGUACUAUGUCCGCAGUCUCUGGUCAUCCCCUGUACUGUGUCCGCAGUCUCCGGUCAUCUCCUGUACUAUGUCUGCAGUCUCUGGUCAUCUCCUGUACUGUGUCCGCAGUCUCUGGUCAUCUCCUGUACUAUGACUGCAGUCUCUGGUCAUCUCCUGUACUGUGUCCGCAGUCUCUGGUCAUCUCAUGUACUGUGUCCGCAGUCUCUGGUCAUCUCCUGUACUGUGUCUGCAGUCUCUGGUCAUCUCCUGUACUAUGUCUGCAG